Rhopilema esculentum is the source of this 5529-nucleotide messenger RNA. Its product is annotated as alanine--glyoxylate aminotransferase 2, mitochondrial. NCBI's taxonomy places the organism in Eukaryota, Metazoa, Cnidaria, Scyphozoa, Rhizostomeae, Rhizostomatidae. Gene Ontology annotation, cellular component: mitochondrion. The record is from RefSeq and is a predicted model, not a curated record. Gene Ontology annotation, biological process: glyoxylate catabolic process. Gene Ontology annotation, molecular function: L-alanine:glyoxylate transaminase activity; pyridoxal phosphate binding.
AGAAAUUACGGUACAAUAUCGUUGCAUAUAAAUGCGUGGAAGCAAUUCUUUUCCCCGUUCUUUAUCCUUUGACUGGCACCAGGUUCUCACAGAAAAUGCCAGUUUCUUCUGCAUUAUUGAUCUGGUAGCAGCCAUUUGAUCAACUGUCAGCGUGGCAAAUACAUUUCCGAAACUUAUACCAACAAAUCUAAAUGCGAGAUUUUCCUUUGGUGACAUUGAUGUUCACAUUAUCCUUCUAGAAAAUGGCUUGCCCAGCCUUCAUAAACUGAUAGAUAACAGCAAUGACAAAAACAGAAAGCUCUAUGAUCUUUCAGCGUGUGUUUUCUCCCCAAACAUUUAACAGCCAACUGUAUAUUUGAAAUCAAGAAGAACAAACUUCGCACAUUUUACCGGGAAAUCACAUUGAAACAAGCAAAGCCAGUUGUUCAGUAUUUCAAAACACGUGUUGGGCCACUUUGGAUGGCUAAUGUAACUUUUGCAUUUACACCACCAGUAGUACCUUAGUUAAAAGGCCAAUGUUAGCAGGUUUAUCGCAAUAUUGUACAAUACAAUCCUUCCAGGGCCUUACUACUAGUAGAAUAUGGGACUCCUCUUAAUUUCCCUUGAUUUGGCUUUUCACAGCACCCUCUCUAAUUAUUGAAGCGCUAGAAAACAGAAAAACCUCCGAAGAGACCAUACAACGCAUAAACUAUCUAUUAUUACGUUUUUUCUUGUGGAUCAUCUAACUAUAAACUUUCAGGUCCUCGUUCCAAAUGCCUCCCUGUCGCAAAAUCAAUCAUCGGAAAAUUUCUGGCACCACCACAAAAUGCCAAAAAAACACCAUAUAUCCAAUGACGCAACAUGAAACAAAGUAAACGAUAACAGACAAUAGAAAAAAAUCUGUUACUUGAAUGCCUUUUUAAUCAAACCACUUUUCCUUCCAAUUUACAAUAAAUUUACAUGAUUUUGAAUGUUUUGUUUGGCUAGCUGAAUUUGGCCGUGACCUGUGAAAUUAAGAAAUGUUUGGUCGCCAACCAUUUCAAACAUGAGCAAUCCUAAUUAGAGUAAGUACGUAAUUGAUUGUCCAAUUGUACGAAGCAUUUGUUAAAGUCCAAGUUCUCUAGUGGUUUUUUUAUCCCCUAUUGCCAAUCUACGCAUCACGACGGAUUUUUUUAAAACGCCACUUUUCGUUGCAUUUUCUUUCAGCACUGCGCGUAUUCCCGGAAAUUAAAGAUCACGCUCGGUUCCAGAUUGCGCUAACUUUUGGAAUGCAUCUAAUUGUGAGAACUUUAUCAGUAGGCACUUUAUCACCAGAAAGAAACAUUUCCACCCAGUCUUUGUCGAGGCGUUUAUUGAAGUUGAGGGUGACCUUUACCAUGGUUCGCAGAUCGUUUUUAUUACCUUUACUUGUUGCUGUUUCGAUGAAGCGCAAUUGAAAAGAAGGAAAGGAAAACUAAAACAGUCUGUUAGUCUGGAGGAAGAGCAAGCAGAAAUCCGCACGUCUGCCGCACGACCGCGUAUCCGCACGACUGCCUUUUUAACAACGGAAUUUAAACAAAGCAAAUCGAUUAACAUAUUCAAAAGCAAAUAUAGUUAACUCUGUCGAUCGGUUAUUACAAGCAUACCACCAUAGGAAGGCAAAAGAUACACUAUUGUAAGAAUAAGCCAAUAUUGCCUAGCUUCUGGAAUCAAAAGUUACCAUUCAUUGAAAAUAUGCUGUCCAAGAGAGUUAGUGUUUCACAUGUGAGACGGAUUACAACUUCACGCCUUUGUACACAGCAGCAUUCAACGUAUAAACCACCGCAAGAUGAAGAUCUUCAGAUGCCUGAAUGCGAUUUUCAACCACAACCUUAUAAGGGAAUGUCGUACGAGAAAGCAUUGGAACUAAGAAAGAAAAAUCUCUCUCCAGCCCUGUUAACUUAUUACAAAAAGCCAUUGCAUGCUCAUCAGGGGUACAUGCAAUGGAUAUUUGAUGCCGAUGGUAAACGAUAUUUGGAUAUGUUUGCAGGGAUUGUUACGGUCAGCAUUGGACACUGUCAUCCGCGUGUCAAUGCAGCUUUGAAGUCUCAAGUCGACCGUUUAUGGCACACGACUAACAUAUACAUGAACAGCCAGAUUUCUUUAGCUGGGGAAAAGCUUGCUUCAAAAAUGCCCGGAGACCUGAAGGUUGUUUACUUCGUGAACAGUGGCUCUGAAGCAAAUGAUCUUGCGACCUUAAUGGCCCGAGCCUAUACGAGAAGCUUCGACAUAAUCAAUUUAAGAAAUUCUUAUCAUGGCACCAGUCCGUCGUUGUUAGGGAUCCUGGCACAGACAAACUGGAAGCAGAAUGUUCCACUCAAUUUUGGCUACUCUGCGGCAAUGAAUCCAGAUGUUUAUAGAGGUAUCUGGGGUGGAAAAAACUGUCGAGACUCUCCUGUUCAGACUUCAAGAGACUGUGAUUGCAAUCCAGGCCAAUGCAAAGCGUGUGAUGGAUACGUUGGACAAUUGCAAGAAGUCUUAGAUUAUGCAGUUUCUAGCAGAAUUGCUGCAUUUUUUGCAGAGCCAAUUCAAGGUGUUGGCGGAACCGUCCAGUACCCAAAAGGAUAUUUAAAACAAGUCUAUGAGAAAGUGAGGUCGAGAGGAGGUUUAUGCAUUGCAGAUGAGGUUCAGACUGGUUUUGGGCGAACAGGAGAACACUACUGGGGGUUUCAAGGUCAUGACGUCAUCCCCGAUAUUGUCACCAUGGCUAAAGGCAUUGGAAACGGGUUCCCAAUGGCAGCAGUUGUUACUACACCGGAGAUUGCGAGAAGUAUAACGACAGGAAUUCACUUCAACACAUUUGGAGGUAACCCAGUGGCAUCUGAAGUAGCUUCAACAGUGAUGGAUGUAAUUGACGAAGAGAAGUUGCAAGAAAAUGCAAAUAAUAUUGGCACAUCUCUACUGCUAAAGUAUGCGAAAUUGAGAGACGAAUUCCCCAUUGUUGGUGAUGUACGCGGAAAGGGUUUUAUGAUUGGAAUAGAGAUGGUAUCUGACAAGGAAACGAAAACACCAUUGCCAGCAGAAGAGAUGGCUGACAUUUGGGAGAGAACGAAGAACUAUGGAGUAUUGUUUGGAAAAGGUGGCCGAUUUGGCAAUGUUUUUAGAAUCAAGCCACCGAUGUGCAUCACCCAGGCUGAUGCCGAUUUCUCCUACGCAGUACUCCGUAAAUCAAUCAGAGAGCAUUUGGAGGGGUUAUGAAGAGGUUUCCAUAUUUCUAAAUUGAUACAUUCGCAAUUCAAAAAAUAAAAGCAACGGUAGUUUCUAAUAAAUUAUGUGCGAAUCAAUUAUUUGGAGCAGGUGUUGUAAGCUAGAGAAUUUAGAAAUAUCUAGAGUUGGACUGAGUGUAGCUUUUUGUAUCCAUUUUUUGAUUUGUUAAAAGGAGGCUUUGAAUUUUGUCUGUGUAGCUGUGUGAAUAUGUGUGCUCAUUUCAAAUCCGGCCUUUCUUUGUAGCUAAAAUGGGUAACAAUGAUUUCUCAAUGAAAAUCUCUUCAAAUAAGUGAUUACAGUGUGAUGAUUAUGCAACUAUUGCACUUACAUUUAGCUCCAACCCAUUUCCCAAUCAUUCCAUUAAAACUAUCAAGCUAUUAGUUGAUUUUAUUUCAUUUGUUCAACAAUUUGGAUUUCAACAGAUGCAAAGUACCAGUUGUGUACUGAGGUAUCUGUUUGAGUUAACAUUUCUCGAGUUUCUUAUCCUGGUUGAUAGAUAAGUUGCUUAUUCACAGAUAGAUAAGUUGCUUUUGAAUUUUGUGCGGCCAUUUUUUAUAACAUUGCAUUAAGGCUACUAGCUCAAAUCCUGUUGCAUUUUUUUUCUGGCCAGGGCAGCUUAUGUCUAGUGACUGUCUUAAAACCCUCCGAUGUGCCUUGUUUUUCAUCACGCUGAAAGCUACUUACGUCCAUCUUUUUUAUGUUUAGAACCUUUGCUCAGGAGCUAGCUGGGGUAAACAGAGAAGUGAAUACCCCUCUUCUGAGCAAACUACUUCCUUAAGGAUUUUUUCUUCAUAAGAAUAGUUUGCAAAUGUUCUUUAACCGGAGUAAAAUCAAAGCCAAUUCUGGCAAUUAGUUUUCCAUAUAAAUGUCAUAGCGUAUUUUAAAAAUAUUUGCUUAUAAUAGGACUUUUAUUACCAUAAAAAUAUUUAGUUUUAAAUGACUGACUUUAUGAACACCUUAUGCUGGCUUUUUGUGCUGUAAUUAGAUAUUCUUAUAUGCGUUUUCUUUCGCAUCGUUAAGAAACAGUUGUCCAAUAACUUAUAUCCAACGUAAUUUUUAGGAUGAGAUCCAUAUAUGUACACUUACGGGACAAAAGUAUUAGGACGAUGAAUAACAAAAUGGCGGCUCCAAACCAGCAUUCUAACAUUGAUUGAACAAAUCUUGCUGUUUUUGCGGGAUUCUAGAAAUGGCGUCAGCAAAAACGCGAUUCCUAGCAAAUUCAAUUUAUUUCCUACCUUUCUAUGAUAGAAAAGUAACAAAAUGUCAGGGAGAAAUGGAAAUAUCAACAUUUUAGCUUCAAUGCCGAAAACACAAAAGUGACCAGACAGAGAAUGAGAAGCAAUUAAAUAUUGGGGUCUAGCGAGUCAUUUGUUCGCUGAAACUGCAAGAAAGUUUGGUUGCAGCAAGUCUACAACACAUGUUAUUUACAUGAACAAUAAGUUAACAAUGCCGACUAAAAUUAAAAGAAUGGUAGGCCAGGGUAGGCCGACUAUUGGUUGGGCCUAAUGGCAUCUGCAAACUGGCGUUGUGUGUGAAAUUAAUCAAUCCCGAAUAUUUUGUCCAAUUAUUUGUGGAAAGUCCCCAGGCAAGUACAGAAACAAGUAAUGAUUCUUUGCGAAGACCAUUUAUUUCUAAGCAAGACAAUAAACCUUGAUAUGCUGAAAUUGUGACAAAAAUUUCAAAAAUAACAACAUUAUGGUUUUUCAAUAACUCCAUCAAAGUCAAGUCCUUGAUGUAAUUGAAAACAACUAGUUAUCAUAGAAAAAUUUAAAGAAAUGAAAUCUUUUAAGACCGAAAAUAAGCUCUUUCAACAUUUUCUUGAGAUUUCCUCCUGAAUCCGAAAAUAUUUCAUUGCAAAAUUAUUUCGGUGAGUUCCAAUGCAAAUGGCGGCUGCCAGAUUCCUGGAGAUCAUCCGAGAUCAAGCUAAUUGAACUUGUCUGAGGAAUCUAUACAUGUUUAUUUUUACAAUUGGGUAAACUUGCAAUUGAAAAUCUCAACCAGCAAUCUCGUUAUGUUCCACCGAUUUUCUAUGUUGUUCUUUGAGCAAAGGGUUAACCAUAUUUGCUGAGGCGAUCGUCCUAAUACUUUUGUCACGUAAUUGUAUAUUGAAUUAAAUCAUAUAUAUUGAAUUGACUCUUAUUAUUUAGACUGAUCCUUUCUGUGUUUAAGAAGGUCUGCUUUAAAUUUCAACUGAAAGUUUUAAUCAUGAUUGUAUGCAUUCCAGCGAUCGUUUCAUCCGUGAUUUUAACAUAUAUUCACCAUUGAUUUUGUAAAACAAAUUUUAGCGGACGAUAAAAAGCGAUUUAAAAUGAAAUGUUUGAUAUA